AAUCUUGCGAUGGAGAGGGCGACUAAGCGACUUAACUUACGGCUUUCCACUAGUAUUGUGCCGUGAGCCGUGUGCGAAAGAUAGAGAAACCGGAAACAAUAUGAAACGCCGCUAUGAAUCUGGAGCAGCAAAACGAAAGAAGCGAGAAGAAAGAGAAAAUAUUAAUGCCCAACACAGGAAUUCUUUACAAUCAUUUUUAGUACACAAAGAAGUCAAUACCGCGGAUUCCGAUACUACCACAGAACGCAUACCUAUAACUGUAACUGAACAUUCGCAACCAGAAAUAGAAAUAAUAAAAUACGAUCAACAAACAGCUUCUUGCUCAUUUUCAAACGAAAAAGGGGAAACAAACGCAAACCAUGAUAAUUAUAACUUAUUGGACAUAUCCCAAUGGCCCGACACGUUAACGGAAGAUAUGAUACAACAAGUUUUAAAUGAAAAACCGAAGGAUAUUGGAGAUCCGACAAAUUCGGGAAUAUUGGUUAAAUAUCGUGACAGAACUUACAUUCGCCAUUUAUCAGAAAACAAUUUUUACCGAACGAAACCGAAUGGAACGAAAGAAAAACGUGAAUGGCUAAUCUUCAGCGAAACAAGUGGUAGUGUUUAUUGCUACAUAUGCAAAAUGUUUUCAAAAAAGAAAACACAGUUUUUUUCUGGUUGCUCUGACUGGAAGAAUAUAUCCGCAAAGAUUUCCGAACAUGAAAACUCGAACGAUCACAGAUUGGCAAUGUGUAUUUUCUGUAAGCGGUCUCGCUCUGAAGGUCGAAUUGACAGUGAUAUACUGAAACAGGUGGAAACCGAGCAACAAUAUUGGAGGGCUGUCUUGAAAAGGGUGGUUAUAACUGUAAAGUUUCUUGCAUCUCAAGGACUGGCAUUCCGAGGACAACAGGAAAACAAAAGUAAUUAUUUUCGAUGUUUAGAAUAUCUGGCUGAAUUUGAUCCAUUUAUUGCAAAUCAUUUGAGUAAAUAUGGACAUCGGGGACAAGGUUCCGUGAGUUACCUGUCGAACACAACUUGUGAUGAAAUUAUUAAUAUAAUGGGGGAUAAAUUACGAAAAUCCUUUAUCGAGGAAGUGAAAACAGCAACAUAUUUUUCUUUAAUCAUCGACUCUACGCCUGACAUUAGCCAUGUGGAUCAGCUUUCCAUUGUACUGAGGUAUGUACUCCCCGACGGCCAGAUUAAGGAACGGUUUUUCGGUUUCAUAGAUAUUUACUCUCACCAUUCUGAGAAUUUAGAACACGUAGUUACUGAGACUCUGUCAAACUGGGGUAUAGAUAUAACAAAAUGCCGAGGCCAAAGUUACGAUAAUGCGGCCAAUAUGGCCGGUAAAUACUCUGGAUUGCAGGCACGGAUUAAACAACACAGCGCUAAUGCAGAAUACAUUCCUUGUUCCAGUCAUAGUUUAAAUCUCGUGUUGAAUACUGCAGCUGAAUCAUCGCGUACUGCAAUUUCAUAUUUUGAUUUUGUUCAAAAUCUAUAUGUGUGGUUCUCUGCGUCUACGCAAAGAUGGAAUAUUCUUCAAAAUCAUCUCCGCAAAAAUGCAUGCUGCAUACAAAGGGUGUCAGAUACACGUUGGUCAGCUCGCGCAGAUGCCGUUUUUGCAUUAUAUAAAAGUUAUAGUGACAUUAGAAAGGCUCUCAUGGACAUUAGUGAUAAUCAACAGCAUAAACUUGUAGCCAGAGUUGAAGCGAAAGGCCUUGUCAAAAAAAUGAAUUUAUAUGAGAUAGCUAUAAUGACAGUUCUGUGGAACAAACUGCUUCAACGCAUGAAUGCCACUAGUAAAUCAUUUCAAAAUCCAGAAUUUUGUUUAUCCACAACUGUAAACCUUUUAACAUCUCUGAAAAGUUUUAUAUCUUCUGAAAUUAGGAACGGAUUUGAUAUUCUUGAAACAGAUGCCGCAAGAUUCGUUGAAGAAAACUGUAUUUACCAGGAUGAAGAAAAACGAUCAAGGAAACCAAAGUUACCUUUUGAUGAAAGUGCUGAAAAUAAUACAAUUUUGAGUGGACGUGAAAAUUUUAUUGUUAAUACCGUAAACAUUAUUUGUGAUACUUUAAUGGGAGAAAUAGAUAACCGAAUCAAGGCAUAUACCGAAAUUAACAACAGAUUUGGAUUAUUUUUUAAUUUUGAGCUAUCUAAAAUUGAAGUAAAUUCAAUGAUCACAAAAUUAAUUACCAUUUACACGGAUGAUAUUGAUGCUGCCGUAACUAGAGACGAACUACUUCAAUUUUUGGCCUAUGCUAAGGAGGAGUGUCUUUAUUCGCCAAUGAAAAUGUACGAGCAUCUAAUACUAUGCGGACUGAAAUCAACUUUUCCGAACGUUGAAACGUUGCUGCGAAUCUAUCAUACAAUUCCCAUAAGCAACGCAUCCGGUGAACGCUCUUUUUCCGCGCUUAAAAGAAUAAAAACUUAUUUGCGAAAUUCUGUUGGACAGGAGCGACUUUCAAAUUUGGCUAUUCUUCAUAUAGAAUCUGAAGAAACAGGGAAAUGCAAUUUUGACGAUGAAUACAUUUUGCUAAUGAAACUAACCGCUGCGACAAUUCAGAAACAGUACGAUUACUCAAUCGAACACGGAAUGCGGUCACCAUACCAAUAUUCAACUUUAACAGAGGCGAAUCACCUGUAUGGUGAUCCUCAUCCACUUUAUUGCAAAAAGAUUCAUCAGUACGCUUUGGACAAUCAAGCUCUUUUAAUAUUACUCUACCAUUAUAAUAGUCACCUGCAACCGUACAUUUGUCACAAGAUGAAUACCCACUAUGGGACUUGA
Messenger RNA from Photinus pyralis (common eastern firefly), 2764 nucleotides. RefSeq names its product zinc finger MYM-type protein 1-like. The transcript is spliced from 4 exons. Gene Ontology annotation, molecular function: protein dimerization activity. NCBI's taxonomy places the organism in Eukaryota, Metazoa, Arthropoda, Insecta, Coleoptera, Lampyridae. The record is from RefSeq and is a predicted model, not a curated record. Bases 101 to 2764 code for a protein of 887 amino acids.